UUAUGGACAAGGAAGAAUCUAUCUCACCCCUGGAUCAACAAUAAAACACCAAUAAAAAUAUAAAUUUUUUAUAAAAAUCAAACAAAGAAGUCUCCUAACAAAAAUACACUUCAAAUGCCGUUGAGACGAUAUAACUAAGCGUUGCAUGUUUGUUGCAUGUGCUAAAAUAAUGUUGUUGCAGCAUUGCAACAUUUAUGCUGGCAUAGACUCGUUUGGAUUUGUCUAUAACACAAGUGGCGAACAACAAAGAGAAGAGCAACAACAACAACAGCAGCAGAGGCGACAGAAAUAUCAGCAAGACUCAGAGCAAAGCCAAAGACUAGGCCAUUCAAUCCACACUCGAAACAACAGCUGCAGCAGGAACAGCAACACCCACAACAACAGCAGCUGCAGCAGCAGCGGCAACAAACAACACCAACAUCUGUAUCGACAAACCGUGUCGAGUUGAUGGGCCCCUGGUACCUAAUUGGGGCCCUCCUACUGCUAUCAGCAAGAGCGGGGGACUCCACCAACAAGAUCAUACCACAGCAGAUUGGCUCGUCGCACACCAAUGCCGCCAACGGCAUCAGUGGAAUGCAUCACCACAUACCCAAGAACUCCAUUGCGACCAAUGCGGUCAACAACAACAACAACAAAGGCACAGUGCUCAGCGGCAAUGGGGUUAUCGUAGCCGGUGGUGGCUCAAUUAGCCCAUCAUCGUCGCUUAACACCAUUACAGAAGAACCCGAAUUUACUGAAUACAUUGAAAAUGUAACCGUACCUGCUGGACGCAAUAUCAAAUUGGCGUGUUCUGUUAAAAAUUUAGGAUCAUACAAGGUGGCCUGGAUGCACUUCGAACAAUCGGCCAUCUUAACCGUGCACAAUCAUGUGAUAACGCGCAAUCCACGCAUCAGUGUGACACACGACAAACAUGAUCGCCAUCGCAGCUGGUAUUUGCACAUCAACAAUGUCCAGGAGGAGGACAAAGGACGCUACAUGUGCCAGAUCAACACGGUGACGGCCAAAACGCAGUUUGGUUAUCUCAACGUAGUUGUGCCGCCCAACAUUGAUGACUCGUUGAGUUCAAGUGACGUCAUUGUACGGGAAAACUCCAACAUAUCACUGCGAUGUAAAGCGACCGGUAGUCCCAAACCGGUCAUCAAAUGGAAGAGAGAUGACAAUUCAAGGAUAACAAUUAGUAAAAAUCACAUAGUCAGCGAAUGGGAAGGUGAUACCCUGGAAUUGACGCGUAUCUCUCGCUUGGAUAUGGGCGCCUAUUUGUGCAUAGCCUCAAAUGGGGUGCCACCCACGGUUUCGAAGCGCAUCAAAGUUAGUGUGGACUUCCCUCCCAUGCUAUUGAUACCACAUCAAUUGGUUGGCGCCCCCGAAGGUUUCAAUGUAACAAUCGAAUGCUUUACCGAAGCACAUCCCACAUCGCUUAAUUACUGGACAAGAGGUGAGGGACCAAUUAUCCAUGAUUCGACCAAAUACAAGGUCGAAUCCAGCAUAGGAGUGCCUACAUACAAGACCCACAUGAAACUAACCAUCCUCAAUGUGAGCAGCGGCGAUGAUGGCAUCUAUAAAUGUGUGGCAAAAAAUCCACGCGGUGAAACGGAUGGCAUCAUAAGAUUAUAUGUUUCAUAUCCACCCACAACGGCACCUACAGGAAAUUUCCUCACCGAUCCAACGCGAUGGGAUGGUGCGUAUGGUUCAGAUUCAUCACGAAGUCAUCAUGGUUCGGAUAAAAAUAAAACUGCUGGUCCGAACGAUAUCUACGGCGUGCCCGGACAGGGCGAAGAACUGUCAAGUGCCGCUGCCGCUGACGUUGCUACUGCAGCUAACGCUAUAGGAAAACGCUUGCAAUCCCUGGCAUUGUUGUUAAUUUUGUUUAAAUACAUUUAAGGUGUUAUAAGGUGAAAUUAAAAAAUUAAAUAAAAAAUG
Molecule: messenger RNA, 1920 nt
Organism: Musca domestica (house fly)
Lineage: Eukaryota; Metazoa; Arthropoda; Insecta; Diptera; Muscidae
Product: neurotrimin
Exons: 9
Coding region: 448-1881 (477 amino acids)
Cellular component (GO): neuron projection
Source: RefSeq, a predicted model, not a curated record